Messenger RNA from Peniophora sp. CBMAI 1063, 1314 nucleotides. Lineage: Eukaryota; Fungi; Basidiomycota; Agaricomycetes; Russulales; Peniophoraceae. The record is from the annotation of a GenBank genome assembly.
AUGGACUACGAGUCCUCGCCCGCUCCUACCCAUGCACGCGUCGCGUCCGCGUCGAGGUCGAGGACAAGGGGAAAGUCGCCUGCGAGGGCUGUUGCGCGCAAGGAGUUUAUUGCGGGGAUUGGGCUGUUGCUUUGUGUGGUGUUCUUGUGGACGGGGUCGAACUUCGUUACACAAGACUUGUUCGACGGCGGAUACGACAAGCCAUAUCUCGUCACAUAUCUGACGACGAGCUCCUUCUCUGUAUACCUUGUUGUGUUCGGCCUACGAAGAUUGUGGAGGAAACACAGUGGCGCGCGCAAUGGCGUAAGGGAUGGCUCACAGACGGAGUACGAGCCAUUGGUGACUGAAGAUCCGGAGGACCGACCCGCCAGCCCAUACGAGCAGACAGUUCACGCGCCACAUGAACUACACCUCCCGCCCCUCACAACCGCCGAAACCGGCAAACUCGCCAUCGCAUUCUGCGCUCCCUGGUUCCUCGCCAACUGGAGUUUGAAUGUCGGCCUCGUCUAUACCUCUGUAGCGAGUGCCACAAUCCUCAGCAGCAUGUCCGGCUUCUUUACGCUCAUCCUCGGCACUAUCGCCGGCGUCGACCGCGUCUCGCUCGCCAAGCUCGUUGCGGUGGCGAUGUCAUUCACCGGCGUCGUGCUUGUUUCGCUGAGCGAUGGUUCGACACCGGCUACGAGUACGGUCCAAGAUGGUGUGGAGACGGGAGGGCCGAGUAGGAAGUAUAUCCUGGGAGACGCACUCGCGCUGCUCAGCUCGCUGUUGUAUGCGUUGUAUGUGAUCUUACUGAAGGUCCGCAUACGAAGCGAGAGCCGCGUCGAUAUGCAGCUCUUCUUUGGCUUCGUCGGCGCGUUCAAUAUCGUCGCUGUAUGGCCGCUCGGCGUCAUCCUGCAUCUGACGGGCGUUGAGCCGUUCGAGUUGCCGCAGAACUCGCGCGCUGUGGGAGGACUGCUGAUCAAUAUGGCUAUUACACUCUCCUCCGACUUCAUCUACGUGCUCGCUAUGCUCAAGACUUCGCCUUUGGUCGUGACCAUCGGGCUAAGCUUGACAAUGCCACUCGCUGUGAUUGGCGACAUGCUCCUAGGCCGCGCUGCACGCGCUCAGGUCGUACUGGGAGCUGCACUGGUACUAGCCGCGUUUGGAGUCAUCGGUGUUGCGGAAGACAAGGAGAAGGAACGCGAGGCUGUCGUCGUGGUGCAGGACGUUGACUCGGACUUUGAGCCCAGUAGACUGAGUGCCGAGAUACGUAGGAGUGGGUCGGUAACGCCGCAGGUCAGGGUAGAUGUGGUUGAGGAGACGUUUACGAGGUAA